AUCCAGCCUCAGUCUAUGUGCUCCGUACACUCUGCCCCCCACACAUCACAGACAUGAUAGGUUUGCUGUGAUCCAGUAUCCAGGAGGGUAGUGUCCAUAUUGAAUUUCCGGUGGGGUGGGGGGGGGGGAGGAAUUAGUCUCGUACAUUUCCACAGAGGAGAACAGGGAACACCUUCUUCACAUCUGCUAUUCUCAUUUACUUCUAUGGCAAAUGCUGCUCCUUCCUUCUACAGCCUUGGACUGAUCUUCAUGGGGACAAGAAAUCCUCUGCUCUUCACGGCUGGCUGACCCUGGACCAGAGGACGAUAUUUCCCCCUUUAAACGGCUGGAUUCACCACUACCUCUUUAAGACAGCUCUCCCCAGCAGCAGAGAAAACCAACCAGACAGAACUGAGGAGGCUAAUAUCACUGAGCUGCCGACCUCAAGUCAACUCACCGCUCUUCCAGACAGGUUACAUGUCAAUCAAGGUGACAUGCACAAAAAUCCACCUAAACCACAGUAACCCUCUUCCGGAGUAUUUUGGUUACAUCCGAAGCAGCCAUGACCCAGCUCUUCUAGUCUCCCCACUGGUUGUGGCUGGGAUUGUAAUUGGACUGGUUCUUUUUCUUUCCUGUGUUACCAUCAUCAUUGGAAGCCUAAGGAAGGAUGGAGGAGACAGAAACUGGCGUCUUGAGAAUCCAAGUUAUGAUGGGAUCUCCUAUGCAACAUCUUCCUUCGGAGACUUGAGGUCUGUUUGUACAGAGGACAUGUCUCCAGCCUUAGAGCAUGGCUCAUACCUAGAGCUUAGCACUUCCUAUCCAGAUUAUCCACCAUGCUAUGAAGACUGUGUUGGGCCAGGAACCUCAGAAGUAUACCUCCCAGAAGAUGAUCCUCCACCGUACUCCUUAGAAGACCCACAUCUUAGACUGGCAUUAUCACUUGGUGAAGAGAUGCCGCUGAGUUCACAAAGUAGCACAGAACAUGCCCAGGUCUCCUUGCCCUUGUCUACCAUUGACCUACAACCUUUUGUACCAGUCCAAACUAUGGCCAAGAGAAGUCUUCACCUCCCUAUAAUACCAAUGGACAUACUUAAAGACGUCUCGUCUCCAGGCAUCCUUGUGUCAGAAGGAAACGUGACCUGGCAAUAUGCUUAGUAGCGUUCUAUCUUGUCUGUUCCAUUGGGAGCAAGAAAUUGUCUUAAGUAUCAACUAUAUGUCAGUGUGACCUUGUGUUUGAUUGGAGAAGUGCAAUUAGUUUAUAUCUAGCAAUAAGCAAGUGCAAUAGUUUUAUAAGGAAAUGUUAUUACACCUUAAUGAGGGCUAAUAAGAACCGUAUCUGUCUCCUACUGCACCUACCACAUAUUCAUUGCAUACACCUAUACAGGCAACAUAUAUUCGUAUAUGGUCAUCUUAUAGUCAUACACAGCCAUCGUGUACACGUACAGUCCUCCUAUACACCUACACAACCGUCAUAUACAUACAAAAAAUCAUCCCAUACAGUCAUCAUAUACAUAUAUAGUCAUCCCAUACACUCAUACAGUCAUCAUAUACUGUACAUAUAUGGUCAUCCUAUACAUAUAUAGUCAUCCUAUACACCUACACAACCAUCAUAUACAGUACAUACAAAAAAUAAUUCUAUACAGUCAUUCUAAACAUAUAUAGUCAUCCUAUACACUCAUACAGUUAUCAUAUACUGUACAUAUAUGGUCAUCCUAUAUACAUAUAUAGUCAUCCUAUACACCUACUCAACCAUCAUAUACAGUACAUACAAAAAAUAAUUCUAUACAGUCAUUCUAAACAUAUAUAGUCAUCCUAUACACCCAUACAGUCAUCAUAUACUGUACAUAUACAGUCAUCUGAUGUCAUAUAUCAUAUGCAUAGUCAUCCUAUACACCUACACAGCCAUCAUAUACAUAUAUAGUCAUCCAAUACACUUAGACAACCCUCAUGUACACAUAUAAAAUCAUCUUUCAGGAGCAUAACUAUGAUUCACAGGGCCCCAUAGCAAAAUAAGAUGGGGCCCCCACCAACUAGUGUAAGACAAUUAAAACAGUGACAUACGUAGAAAUAAUUAAAGGUAUGUAUAAUAGCACCAUAUAUAAUAAAAAACACAUUAUAGCAAAAAGCCACCAUAUUGUUAUUCCCUACAAAAAGGUACAAUGUUCCUGCACCCGAUAGGGCCCCCCAACCUCUGUCUCCCAAAGCAAGUGCUAUGAUUAAUGUUGUUGUAGUUAUGCCCAUGUACUUACAGUCAUUGUAUACACCUACACAGCCACCUUAUACACAUACACAGUCAUCAUUGUAAGAAGGUAAUCAUCGUGGAUGGAAGGUAAGUGUCACCGAGGUUCCUGGCCUCGGUGAAGUAAGAGCCGGUAUUUUAUGUGUCAGCAGCAGCUAUUGCUAAUUGACACCUAAAGAUUUAG
Molecule: messenger RNA, 2402 nt
Organism: Bufo gargarizans (Asiatic toad)
Lineage: Eukaryota; Metazoa; Chordata; Amphibia; Anura; Bufonidae
Gene: BEAN1
Product: brain expressed associated with NEDD4 1
Exons: 6
Coding region: 457-1134 (225 amino acids)
Source: RefSeq, a predicted model, not a curated record